CUAUAUAACCCAGCCGUUCCGCUUAUUGAACCAAGUUAAGCCAAGUUUUCCUGCGCCUAGAAAAGAAGCUCUUGCGCCGAGCCCAGUGGGCGGCAAGCUACCGACAUGAGGAUUCGCCCGAGAUGCGCGGUUGCACUAGUGCUGCUACUGCAAGCCGUUCUUGUGGCGAGCAAGGCAUUGGAUCAAACUCAGCUGCAGCAACAGACACAGCAACAAACCCCUUAUGGAACAGCAGUGGCACAAAAGCGAUACGGUGAUGGUGGCGAUUUUGGAGGAUACGACGAGCACGCCCAGCCGAUCCACCACGAGGAGCACCACGAAGUGGAGCACCACGAGGAGCAUCACGACGACCAUCAUGACCACCACGAUCCAGGAUACUGGAAGAAGAAGUUGACCUGGAAGCUGGGCUGGAAGAAGAUCUGGAAACCGGCUCAAAAACAGAUAUGGAAACCGGCGUGGAAGAAGAUCUGGAAGCCGAUAUGGGAGCCGACCAAGCGAGCAGUGUGGAAGGAGAUUCAGGUCCCGGCCUGGAAAAAGAUUUGGAAGCCAGUGUGGAAGGAGAUCCAGGUCCCGGUGUGGAAGGAGAUCCAAGUGCCGGCCUGGAAGAAGGUUUGGAAACCGAUUUGGAAGCCGAUAAAAGUGCCGGCUUGGAAGGAGAUCCAAGUCCCUGACUGGAAGAAGAUAUGGAAGCCGGUCUGGAAGGAGAUCCAGGUUCCGGCCUGGAAGGAGAUCCAAGUACCGGCAUGGAAGAAGAUCUGGGUCCCGGAGUGGGUGAAGGUCGGAAUCCCCGGAGAGCAUUACCACGGCACUGACCACCACGGCUGGCAGUACACGAGCCACGAUCUCUGGAAGAAGAAGCUUGUCUGGAAGCCGCUCUGGAAGAAGUACUGGAAACCGGCCAAGAAGCAGAUCUGGAUACCGGACAAGAAGCUGGAAUGGAAGGAGGCCUGGAAGCAAGUAUGGAAGCCGGCUAAGAAACAGAUAUGGAUCGACGACAAGAAGCUCGCUUGGAAGGAGGAGUGGAAGCAGAUUUGGAGGCCUGACAAGAAGCUGACCUGGGUUCCGGACAAGAAACUCGAAUGGAAGGAGGCCUGGAAGCAGAUAUGGAGACCGGACAAGAAGCUCGAGUGGAUACCGGACAAGAAACUCGCAUGGAAGGAAGCCUGGAAACAGAUCUGGGUCCCGGAUUGGAAACAAAUCUGGGUACCGGGUUGGAAGAAGAUAUGGAAGCCGGUCUGGAUAUCCGAGUGGUUCCCGAGUGAGGACCACCACGAUCACCAUCAUCACGACGACCACGGCCAUGGUUGGGCGGACAGGAAAGACACCCAGGGGCAAAAUGCCCGAACAAUUCCUCUCAGUCCUCAGCAGUUCGGCGCUCAGGCUGGACACCAGCAACAGCAGCUGACUGAUCAGAACAAAGUGAGGUGGGAUCGAUCGCUCGGAAACUCGCAGCUCCAGGCAUCGGUAGGGAGCCAGAGAUCAUCGAAUCAGAACGGCGGUCAAGGCCUGAAAUUCCCCAGUCGUUGAAUCCUCUCAAGUAUAUGUUUAAUGUGUACAAAUCAAACGUAAUCACAUAAGAAGCCACUGUAUAUAUUAAUAUUAGGUCGAUUAAUUAAGGUACCGCUCGAGCGUUUGCUGCUACUUGACUGAUGCACCCCUGAGUAGAUAUUACAUAUACAUAUAUAUAUAUAUGUAUAUACAUGUGUGUAUACUAAGGUUUUGUUUUAGUUGUGCGUUAAUUUUUGAUACUGUUGUUGUUAUCAUUAUUGUUAACUAAUUUCACUCACGAAUAAAGAUAUAUGAUUAUCUCGUUAAA
This is a messenger RNA of Neodiprion fabricii, 1816 nucleotides long. RefSeq lists its product as uncharacterized. The record is from RefSeq and is a predicted model, not a curated record. NCBI's taxonomy places the organism in Eukaryota, Metazoa, Arthropoda, Insecta, Hymenoptera, Diprionidae. Bases 106 to 1527 code for a protein of 473 amino acids. The transcript has 3 exons.